UCGUUUAAUGACAGCGAACGCAAAAUGUCGGAAAAACAUGCUGUCAAAAUCAAAUGCGAUGGCAAAGUGACGCUUUCGUUUUCGACUACUAAAUACUAAUAAAAACAUACAAAGGAUAUUGAUUCCAAAUCUAAUUAGUUUUAUACUUUACAGGUUGAAUUUUCCGUAUGGCCACACCGGGUUACAAACAGAACCCAUCAAUGUCUAUGCCAAGUCCGCAGAACAAUCCGCACUACAUGAUUGCGGGGCCCCCAAUGAGUUUCGGUAUGAUGAAAGGCGGUAUGAAUGCACCGCCACACCAUAACCAAUACCAGUACCACCCGCAAUACCAAGGUGGGCCAGUGUCCCACGGAGGCUUCGGAGCGUGGCCGCCUCCACAACAACCGCGUUUCGCUGCAGAGAAUGCGAGGAGAGCCACCUCGGGGGGAGGGGGCAUCACGACGCAGGCCUCAAAAGAUGAUAAAACUAGUCCGUUUAUAUCCACCGUGCAUUCACAUCCUGGAUUUCAGCCGCAAAAAAUUGGAAAAGGAUCUGGAUCGGGUUCUUCUUUACCAAAGCCACCGAAGGCUCCAGAGAAGCCACUGAUGCCAUACAUGCGUUACUCUCGUCGUGUCUGGGACAGUGUUAAAGCAGCUCACCCAGAUCUGAAGCUAUGGGAAAUCGGCAGAAUCAUCGGUGGUAUGUGGAGGGAUUUACCUGAAUCUGAAAAAGCUGGAUUUGUUGAUGAAUAUGAGGCUGAAAAGGCGCAGUAUACAGAAAUGAUGAAAGCAUACCAAAGUUCGCCCGCGUACAUACAGUGGUUGGCGCACAAAACACGAGCAGUAGGUAAUCUUGAAGAAGAGAGUUCAAGCAAGAAGGGAAGCUCACAGAAGGAACAGCAGCAGCAAGACAGAAGAAUUGAUAUACAACCAGCGGAAGAUGAAGAAGAUCAAGACGAGGGUCUAUCAGUGAAGCACGUGGCGUACGCGCGGUAUCUCCGCAACCAUAGACUUAUAAAUGAAAUAUUCUCAGACACGGUAGUCCCUGAUGUUAGAUCUGUGGUCACCACUGCUAGGAUGCAGAUUUUGAAGAAACAAGUCCAAUCGUUGACAAUGCAUCAGAAAAAAUUGGAAGACGAACUGCAACAAAUUGAGGAGAAGUUUGAAGCAAAGAAGAGAAAAUUCAUUGAAAGUAGUGAGACAUUCCAAGAGGAGUUAAAGAAGCACUGCAAGCCGGCAGUAGAUGAGGAGACGUUUGGACGUAUGGUGGAGCGCGCGGUGGAGCAGAUGAGGCGCGGCGGUAACCCGCAGCCUCUUGCGCCGCUGCCGUUGAACAACGCUGAGAGGAAAGACGAGCCAAUGGAACAAGACACAAAUCAGAUAAAACCCGAAGCAAAUGGACCCAAUCCUCCAACUCAAGUGGAUAAAGUAUCCACAACAGAGGUGAAGCCGGAUAGUAGCAGUACUACGGAACUGAAUAAGCCUGAAGCUGAAGCCCCUAAGGAACCUCCGCCGGCUGAAGCUAGUGCAUCUACACCUGAAGUUGAAAAUAAAGAAGAGAAGCCAGUGGAGCUGAAAGUAGAAGCCAAGGAGCCAGCAGCCACGCCCCCGGCCGCACCCGCACCGGCCCCGGCCCCCGGCCCGAGCCCCGGCCCCGGCCCCAGCCCUGGACCUAGCCCCGCCCCGCCCCAGCAGCACAUCACUUCGCCGCCCCAUCAUUGUAAACUUCUCACUUAA
This is a messenger RNA of Papilio xuthus (Asian swallowtail), 1715 nucleotides long. RefSeq names its product Brahma associated protein 111kD. The transcript is spliced from 12 exons. Gene Ontology annotation, cellular component: SWI/SNF complex. NCBI's taxonomy places the organism in Eukaryota, Metazoa, Arthropoda, Insecta, Lepidoptera, Papilionidae. The record is from RefSeq and is a predicted model, not a curated record. The coding region runs from base 168 to 1715 and encodes 515 amino acids. Gene Ontology annotation, biological process: negative regulation of DNA-templated transcription. Gene Ontology annotation, molecular function: nuclear receptor binding; nucleosomal DNA binding.